AUGAAAGAAGACCAGCCGAUAGGUUCGGGAUAUCUGUCCCGCGACGUCAGUGUGAUCAGCGAGCUGGUACGCACACUGUCUACGCGUCUUACUAACCAGCAUGAGUCGUCGGAAAAGCUCGAGGAAACUGCAGCUUCAAUUCUCGAGAUUGAAGAGAAGCAGCUGCAGGAACUGCUGGUGGAGCUGGGACGUGAUGAGUCGGAGUUUAAAAGCGAGAGCGACGAGCCGGAUACCACACUGCCCAUGUCGGUGCUAAUAGCCCGAGAAAACGUGGAGCUCGAACAACAAUUACAACGCCUCCAGUUUGUUGGGGGCAAGUCACAAGAGCUGCUCAAGCAGUAUAUGCGGGCAAUGGAGGAGAUUGUGGGAGACUCGCAGAUCUAUGCCGCCGACAUGGACCAUGCUGCAAGCCAGAUUAAAAAGUCAUACAAGGAGCAUGAGUGCCAGGCUGAAUCACGAAAACAAGAAUUGCUGGAGGAGAGCAAAGAGCUGAAACAGAAACUUCUACAGGUGAGGAAGCUAGUGAGUAAAGCACAGAUAGGCUUCCAUGAAGACGACUGA
This is a messenger RNA of Yarrowia lipolytica CLIB122, 561 nucleotides long. RefSeq lists its product as uncharacterized. The record is from RefSeq and is a predicted model, not a curated record. NCBI's taxonomy places the organism in Eukaryota, Fungi, Ascomycota, Dipodascomycetes, Dipodascales.